Cylicostephanus goldi is the source of this 717-nucleotide messenger RNA. The record is from the annotation of a GenBank genome assembly. NCBI's taxonomy places the organism in Eukaryota, Metazoa, Nematoda, Chromadorea, Rhabditida, Strongylidae.
AUGGUCGCUGACUGGUCAUUACCAAUUUUUGAAAUUGCGGAGAAGCAUCGGGAAACUGUGCUUAGUCGGCUUACCUACACAGUGUUCAAGCAAGCCGAUCUAUUUCGGAUAUUCAAAUUAUCGCCGAUAAAAUUUUUCAACUUUUUCCAUGCUUUGGAACGAGGUUACUGGGACAUUCCAUAUCAUAAUCGGGUUCAUGCCGCCGACGUUUUACAUGGCUGUUACUAUCUAACCUGCCAUCCAAUACGACCACUCAUAGGUCCUACGACAUCACCAGAUUCGCUGCUCCCUCCACCGCUUUCUCCAGCUGCACCAAUUUCAUCUAGUAUGAGUACUUUAGAAGCAAUUCUGUACAACGACCGCUCCGUUUUGGAGAAUCACCACGCUGCUGAAAGCUGGAGGUUACUGCAGUUGAAGGAAAAUAGUUUUAUUGAAACGCUGGAUCCUGCGGAAACGAAACGAUUUCGAUAUCUCGUUUUGGAAUAUAUACUUGCUACGGAUCUGAAGCAACAUUUUGAAAUCAUCAUGACUUUCAACGAGAAGAGCAGCGAAAUGGAACUUUUGAAUGAGUCGGAUCGACUUCUCAUGGCGAAGAUGAUAAUCAAGAUGGCAGAUAUAAAUAGUCCGACAAAACCUUAUGGCUUGCAUAGGCAAUGGACAGAACGAAUUUGCAAAGAGUUUUAUGAACAAGUGAGUGUUUUCUUCAUGAACUGGUAA